Messenger RNA from Drosophila simulans, 1683 nucleotides. RefSeq names its product D-xylose-proton symporter-like 1. Gene Ontology annotation, molecular function: transmembrane transporter activity. Gene Ontology annotation, cellular component: membrane. NCBI's taxonomy places the organism in Eukaryota, Metazoa, Arthropoda, Insecta, Diptera, Drosophilidae. The record is from RefSeq and is a predicted model, not a curated record. Gene Ontology annotation, biological process: transmembrane transport. Bases 134 to 1636 code for a protein of 500 amino acids. The transcript is spliced from 3 exons.
UAGCUACUACUUACGCGGAAAUAUUUCAUAAAAGCUCGCCCAGUCAGCCAGUGGCCACCAAUCCGAACGAAUCGAUCCAGCUCCUUGCAAGGCAAGGUACAUUUAGACCGCUGUUUAUUAUAUAAGGCAAACUAUGACGACCACAUAUGUCACCGCGGGUCCAGUGCCCGUCCAGCAAACCACCUACAUAACCACUGGACCCCAGCAGACCACAUACAUUACCAAUGGACGCCAGCAACAACCGCCCCCUCCACCAACCACGGUGGUCAUCACCACCCAAUCGAACAGCCGAUGGGCAACCCCUUCUCAAACGCAAUCCGGAACAGCAGCUACCCUUCUCUUUGUCUAUGCUGGUAUGGACAUGGCCCAAGGUCUUGGUUGGAACUUGACUGCCGUGUUCGCCAACACCCUGGAGUUCCAGUACAGUUGGUUUAUUGGCGUUAUAAUCGGAGCUGUGGUGUCCGCCAUUACAUCAGCAUUUCUGCCCAAAAUAAUAUUCUAUGGUUUGGGUGGUGUGAUGAACCUAAUUGACGCCAUUAUCUUUGUGAGUGCUCCAUACGAGUACGAGUCGAUCCUGGCCGCCCGAUAUGUGGGAGGAGUGGGCAUAGGGUUAAUCACUGUGCCAUUCCUAAUCCACAGCGCAGAGAUCGCUUCGAGUACCAACAGAGGAACCUGCUGUGCAUUGGAGCAAUAUGGUCUGGCAUUGGGAGUGGCCAUUCAAGUAAUCUACGACUCACAGUGGGCUCAGGGAUUGGGCAUGACCAUCAACCGAGUGCACGGAAUCUUUGGAAUCGUUUUUUCGGCCAUUGCGCUGGGAAGUGUAGCCAUUACGAUCGACUCGCCUAUCUUCUAUAUCCGCCAGAACCAGGAGCAGAAGGCACGUGCCAGUGUGAAGCAGCUAAUGGGAUCCUAUUGGACUCGAGAGGCUGGAGAUCGAGCCUACGAUGAGGCCAAGCUAUACGUAGUGGAGGGCAGCGCCCAGGGAGUAGGCGAGCAGCUGGGAGAGUCCAUGAUGCCCUUCCUUAAGCUGCUGCUUUUCCGCUGCUUCGUUGCUUUCACCUUCUCGGUGCCACUGUCGUAUUCAAUACUGACAACCACGGAACUGGUGGAGGGCACCCAGUACUCCUGGCCCACGAUUAUAUUUGGGCUUCUACGCCUGAUCGGUGCCCUAAUCACCUUCGCCGUUCUGGACACCGUGGGCCGGAAAUUUGUCUCACUGCUUGGACUUAUGUGCAUGGCUGGAUUAAUGCUGGGCAUGGCCGGAGUCUACGGGGACUACGUGCACAUCUUCGACGAUUACUUUAUGUGGCAGGUGUGCCGUCUGGGCAUGGCAUUUCAGUUCUUCGCCGGUUUCUUCAUCUGCAGCUCAUCCGCUUAUCUGGGCGAGGCCUUUCCGAUGAGAGUGAAACCCUUCUUGAUUGGCCUGAUCGUGUGUCUAGAGCAGGUGAUCCACAUCAUUGUGAUUGUCAAGUUUGUUCCCACCGCCGAGUCCUUUUACACGUACUUUGUCGCUGUCGGAAUAAUUAUGGUAAUAGGCCUCGUGGCUUUUGCCGUUCUAAUGCCAGAGACCCGAGGAUUGACGCUAAGACAGGCAGGCGAACGCUUCCGCCGGGUGCACGAUGUCAUGGCCUACUAGGUGGCUUCUAUUUGUUAUUUGUGCAAUAAACUGUUGACCUCAAAUAA